GUGCAUAAUGGCUAUGCAGAGUCCUUUGUCGACGCUCUGCUUUUCAAUGGGUUUAUAUGCGCUGUAGUUGCCACUAAUGGUCCAGGGUUUGAGACCUAAUUGAGCCAGCUUGAGCCGCUGUUGAGCCGGGUUGAGCCGUUGCCGUUGGAUUUGGAAUUUGGACUUUGCAGCGUUUUAUUGUUUUGUUUGAGGGGCGGCGUGCUACAUCGCUGUUGAAGUGCAUGGACCUUGGUAAAACUGGAUCGUCAUUCUUCAGCUUCUUCUGUACUGCUGAUUGCAAAAGCCCUUCUAUGAUGCAAGCGUCUACGAGCUGCGCCAGCCGCCGAGCGCCGCGCUGCGACAACUCCUGCGCACCAUUGCGCACGGCAUGAGUCAGCUGUUGCCGUCAGCGGCGCCCGGAGAGCCACGGCCGCCCGUCAUAGGCGAAGAAUCCUACCAUGUACGGGGAGAGGGCGGCGAGCGACCCGUGACACGUGCCGUCGCCAUGGAAACCGCCCAAGACGCCGAUGAGUACCUGAAGCAGAGGAGCUCUUGGGGCGAGGGCGGUGCCGAGGGCGGCCCUUCGCCCUCCUACACAGCCACCUCGACCCCGCCCUACCUUCGCUACGCCGGCGGCCUGCGCGCGCUGCUCAAUGACAAGGAGGGCGUCGAACACUUCAAGACGUACCUGAAGGAGGAGGGAUGUCCGGAGAUGCUCUACUUCUGGUACGCCUGCGAGGGUGUCCGGCAGCAGUGCUCCGCAGACCCGGCCGCCGAUCCCGCUCAGUUUCGCCAGCUCAUUCGGGCCAUCUACAAGCGGUUCGUGCGGCCGCGGCGGCGCGGCGGUCGCGCCGCGUCUGUGGCGAGCAGUGGCGCGGCGGCGGCCGAGCGCGAGCCGGCCGAACUGCCGCUCAGUGAGGACGUGCGGACAGAGAUCGCCGAGCGCGUGCAGGACGGCCGACUAGACGCGGAUGUGUUCGAUAGUGCUCAGGCCGAGGUGGAGGCCGAAAUGAACCGGACGCUGUACCCGAAUUUCCUCAAGUCGGACUACUACAUCCAAUUAGUGCAGGGCGGCGGCGGUGUGGGCGGCGACGGCGAGGGUGAGAGUGUGGAAGGCUCGAGCUGCGCCAGCUCCGUGUGCGGCCCGCCGUGCCCCGCCGCGGGGCUGCCCACACUGCAUGAGGAGCACGAGGGCUCGGCGGGCGGCUCGACGACCGGCGCCGCGCCGGGCCCGGCCGUGGCGCCGGCGCUGACCCGUGGCGCGCUGCUGGCCACGCAGGAUAAACGGGCGCUCAUCCAGCCGACCGGACGGCGGAAACCGGACCGAGUGACCACCUCCAGGCCCGGCCUACCGUACCAGGCGCCCGGCCUGCCGCUGCCGCGGCCCGUCAACCCGUACCACACGCUCUACAACUCGUACAACCCAGUCAGCCGGCAGGACUCGGAGCUGCAGAGCAUGAGCUCUGAGGCGCUGACAGACGACACCGGCAGCCGGGCCGGAUCCUCUGUGAGGGACGGACGGUCGGGUCACUACAACACGCGCCUGUCUCAGAAGCGGAUACACAAGCUGCAGCGUCAGAUGAUGCGUGAGAGCGCGAGACAGAACCAGGAGUCGAUGCUGCAGAACAUGGUCAUACCGCGCACCCAGAGGCCGACAGUGCCCCAGAUCGACCCGACCCGGAAUGUCCAGGAGUUCGCGCGGCUGCUCUCAUCCAAACUGGAGAGGGUUAUCGUCGAACGGGAAAUGAUGGACAGCGGGGUCGACUCGAAGCGACUCCUGCAGGAUGCCAUCGGAAAGCUGGGGAAACUGGCUGUGGAGAACGAACAAGAAAUCCUGGACGCGCACAUCUCCAAGGUAUUCGACUCCAGCCACCAGACGCCGUCCCGCUCGGGCGCCCGCUCUCCGGCGGUGGCGGCGGCGCGGCGGGCUCCCCAGCGGCCGCCGCCCCACCGACGGGACCGGGACGUGCUGUCGACGUUCUCGGCGGACUCUGGGACGGGCCAGGACCUGGCGGCGUCCCAGCUGAGCCUGGAGAGACAGCGGCGAGGUCAGAGAGACAUGACCAAGUCACGCACCUUCCCUGACUACGCCGGCUCCGGAUCUGAGUCUCAGUCGCACCGUGCGCCGCGCGACCCGACGCGGCGCAGUCGGCAGUCGCUGAUGGACCCCGACUCGGGAGUGUCAGUGGUCUCUGCUGACCUGCUGCCGGCGCGCACCCGACCCGCCGACAAGGUGCUGAUGUGGAUGCAGCAGACGGAGCGGGACGAGGCCUCUGUGCGCCACCGGGCUCGCUCGGCACACGCGGCUCCCAUGCCGCCGUCAGGUCGCCGGCCGCCGGCGGCGCCCCUCCCGUACAACUCGUCCCGGUCCGGAUCCCUGGACCGGGCCGCGGAGGAGGAGAGGAGGGGGCGCAGCAGGUUAUCGGAUAGCCAAAUGCAGGCAGCUCCGUUCAACUCGCUGAAGCGGCACCAGCGACCGCCGAAGCCUCAAGCACGCGGAGACGCCGAUGAAAUGUUGUGCAUUGCCUAUACGUUCUGUGGCGAAGAAGUGCCUUAUAUGACGCGUGUACCCUCAAGGUACAUUACGCUUAAGCAGUUUAAGCAGCUUUUGCCACGCAAAGGCAACUACAGGUAUUUCUUCAAGACUGAGUGUCCCGACUUUGAGACGGGUGUGAUCCAGGAGGAGGUAUCGGACGACUCUGCGCCGCUGCCCCUCUGGGAGGGCAAGGUUCACGGCCAGGUCAUGAGCCGCGACUGACCCCCCCCCCCCCCCCCCCCGUCCCCCUCACAUCCCCCGCCAUACCCUCCCCGGCCAAACGGUCUAUUUUUCUACGCGAAGUUUAUGAGAGCGAGAGAUCGUGUGUCGAUGAUAUGUCGUUAUAUGCUGAUGCGGGCCCUCGCCGGGCGCCCGGUGUGUAUGCGUGUGUGUGGAAGGGUCUUACCUCGCCGGCCGCUCGGCUGCGGCCUCGGCAGCUCAGGAAACGCCUUAGCGCUGGCGCGGGGCCUCGCUGGGCCCGGCGCGGCGCGCCGCCAGUCCGCGGGGUCCGGUCGGGUCCGGUUUUGGCCCGCUGGACUCUGCCGGCUGGAGUCGGUCUUAUUUGGCUGCCGUUGUGCUCUGCUGUUGGCGCAUGCGCACUGCGCCGCGUGUUGUUUGCGCCUGGGGCGCCUCGCCUGCCCACGCUGUGUCUUGUCAAUGGACUGUGCCGCGUUUUUAAUACAGGAAUGUAUGCGAUAUGACA
Molecule: messenger RNA, 3218 nt
Organism: Amphibalanus amphitrite
Lineage: Eukaryota; Metazoa; Arthropoda; Thecostraca; Balanomorpha; Balanidae
Gene: Axn
Product: axin-like
Exons: 15
Coding region: 368-2737 (789 amino acids)
Biological process (GO): negative regulation of canonical Wnt signaling pathway
Source: RefSeq, a predicted model, not a curated record